AUGAGUGUCUGGCGGAGAUUGCAGAGAGUUGGGAAGAAGGCAGCGAAAUUUCAAAUCACUGCUUCUUUACAUGAACUAAAUAUCGAAUGCUCACGCCAAUACCACCCUGGGAGUUUAGUUUUGGUUUGGUCUCGUCGAAGUCGUCGAUAUUCAUCUAAGGCAUUUGAACCUACUAAAACAUCAGAUGAUUCGAAUUCAUUUAAAUAUGUAUGGUCGAUGCCAGAAAAUAUAGAAUUUGUUACUACCUUAUAUCGUAGUGAAAAAGUAAUACAGUAUGAAGAAAAAGAAUGGAUAUGUCAAAUUGAAGAUGUUGGACCUAAAGGUACUGGUUUACUUUCUGGGUCUGCAACAUCCUCCAGACGACGUGUACUAGCUACGAGACAAAUUGAUUUGGCUGAAUUUGCUUCAAAUUUACCCGUUCAAACAAAUCUCAAAGUGGUUAUGCGUCUGGCUUCUAAAAAGUUAACAUCUGCAAUCGUCCUGCUUACACUAAAUUCGAUGAUUUUAAAGGAAGGCGAUGCCACUGAUGAAGAUAUGAUUUCGAUUGCAUCGCUUAUGUCAUUAAGUCGUACAGGAAGUUUUAAUGUUGGCAGUUCAUUGACUAUUAAUGACUUUGGUGGUAUAUCAGCAUUUUCACCAACGACGUCUAGAAUUACAGCCACAGAUGAUUCUAAUUCACAUUCCUAUUCAAAUAGCAGUUUUCAUACUGAUCUUAGUGAAUUAACUGCUAAACUACAAGCUUUAGAACGGCGUCAAAUAGAUCCCCUUGAAGAAUCUCCUGUAAAAACAGAUGGGAGUUUUUUGAAUAGUACUUCUGAUUCAACAAAUUCCAAAGCGAUGUCUAAUGAUUCAAAAAAUCAAGCUUCAUUGCAACCUGCGUGUGAUGAUAUUUUGGCCAAGCCAGUUAAUAAUAAUUCGUCCGUCAAAACAGCAUCCAAUUCAUCCGAAUUAAAAGCUAUGUCAACUCAAAGUCGAUAUGAUCUGCUUGUAUGGUGUCAACAAGUGACUAAAGAAUAUGAUAAUAUACAGAUAAUUGAUCUUACUACAUCAUUUCAAAAUGGUUUGGCACUUUGCGCUAUCUUACAUCACUUUUUCCCAGAUCGAAUUGAUUAUGAUUCACUGUCACCGGAUAAUGCUUCUCAAAAUUGUCGUUUAGCAUUUGAUGUUGCUUCUAAAUUGGGUGUACCUCGAAUGUUAGAUCCAAGUGAAGUAGUCUGUAAAACUCGACCACCUGAUCUACUCAGUAUGAUGACAUAUCUACAUCAAAUUCGAACAUUGUGCUGUGAACAAACAACAACAACAAAAAGUAAUAAUAAUAAUUCAGGCUCUACAUGUUCAAAUAAUGAUGGAUCAUUGUUCAGUGGAGUGCUUGAACAUUGUUUUGCUAAAGUUACCAAACCAACUCCUGUUGUUGCUGUUGAGGAGAAGAAGAAAAACAAUACAACAGAGUCAAUGCCAUCUAAAACAACGAAUAAUCAUCCUCAACAAAUUAAUGAUUCAACAGAUGAGAAAUUAAAUGGUACAGAAGAGAACUUGAACCAUCUUGCAGACAAGCCUGUAACAUCAACACCCAUUAAAAAAAAAAUUCCUCUAAUGAAUUAUGAGCAUAUGUUGGCUAAAGCACGUAGUCUGCUGCAACAAUCCCGUUCAAAUUAUUUAGCACCAACCAGCAGACCUGAUGCUCUACCACCAUUAGCACAUCCACGUAAAACUCAUCCUAUAUCUGGUUCACUGACAGCUAUUCAUUCAACAGAUGAACAUAUCAAUAGAAAUUCAAUUGAUGAUGGCAAUUUAACAAAUACAGCUGAUGGACAAAGUCAUCGAUUCAAUGAUGCCAAAUUAUCAACAAAAACAUCAUCGUUUGAUGGGUUGGUGUCUAUGCUAUUCAAGACCUUAUCAACAGAACGUCGCAAAUCACAUCGAACAUUGUAUAGAUUUAAUUCAGACGGUACAAUAUGUAUACCAAAUGCUGAUGCAUCGUUGAAUUCUAAUUCGAAAUCAUUUCGAUUUUCAACCAGUAAUAUUUUUCCAACGCUUGGUAAACCACAGUCAUCGGUUGAUGCAAGUUUCUCUCCAGAACAAAUGAAGGUACGCCGUUUACGCUUAUCACAAAUGAAUCUCUUUGCCUCUGGUCGAGGCAGCGGUGCACCAGUACCUAUACGUAUCGGUGAACAUCGUUUAGACUGUAAAUCGGAUAAUCAAUGUCACAUACCUAAUUUUAAUAAAACUCAAGUCUCUACAGUAGUCAACAACAAGAACAACAACAACAACACUCCAGUGAAUACAGAUCUGUCUAUUUCAAAUUACAUCAAUAAUGAACAAGCUGAAUUGGAAGAAGCACAGAAACAAUUAGACAAAGAAGCAGCUGACUUAGAGAAACGGUUACGUCAACAGAUGGCACGUGAACCUGGUACAGCAUUAGAAGAAGAAUUGUUAAGAAGAUGGUUUCUUUUAGUCAAUAAGAAGAAUGCAUUAAUCCGUCGUGGUAUCCAGCUAAAUAUUAUGGAGAAGGAAGACGAUUUAAAGAAGAAAAUGCACAUGUUGCAGGAUGAAUUAAGAUCAAUUCUAUCUGUUGAAGAAUAUUUGAAAACAGACAGUGACCGGAGACGAGAAGAUCUACUUUUACGUGAUCUUGUACGAUUGGUCAAUGAACGUGACGACAUGAUUCAAGAACUCGACCUACAUGAGAAAGCGCUAGCUGAAGAGCUCGAGUUGGAACAGAAUACAAAUAUGAUAUCGCCCAGAAGACGUCGAAUUGAUAAAAGCUGUGUACUACAAUGA
Trichobilharzia szidati is the source of this 2781-nucleotide messenger RNA. Lineage: Eukaryota; Metazoa; Platyhelminthes; Trematoda; Strigeidida; Schistosomatidae. The record is from the annotation of a GenBank genome assembly.